AUGGAUUCUGAGAAGGGCGGAAACAAUGUCGACCUGGCGGACAAGAGUGACAAUGUAGUGACAAAGAUAUCGUCCGGUGGCGAAGCUCAAGACUCUAUUGUUUACCCCAACGUCUUCUGGACCUCAUGCGUGUCUUUCGGUGUGGCCUUAGGUCUCUUUCUGGUCGGCCUGGACAUGACAAUCAUCGCAACCGCUAUUCCUAAGAUUACGGAGGAAUUCCCGGGUGUCAAUCUCAUCGGCUGGUACUCGUCAGCUUUUUUCAUCUCCCUGGCUUGCACUCAGCCGUUCUGGGGCAAGGUAUAUCCCUUCUUUUCCAUCAAAUACACCUUCCUGCUGGUCGUUUUCAUCUUCGGCGUGGGAGCACUGAUCGGCGGCCUCGCACCCAACAGCACAGUCCUCAUCCUCGGGCGCGCCAUCCUAGGCGCCAGCGCAGCCGGGAUCGCCGCAGGCGGGUACGCGAUACUGGGCGUCACCGUCCGGCCUGGUCUCCGGCCCGUGUUCACAGGCCUGAUCAACACGGUCUACAGCCUCGCCAGCGUCCUGGGCCCCAUUCUCGGCGGCGCCUUCACGCAGCAUUCGACGUGGCGAUGGUGCUUCUUCGUGAACCUCCCCGUCGCCGGCGUCUCCGCCCUUGUGAUAUUACUGCUGUUCCACCCCCCGCCCGCCAGCUCCCGGUCCAAGGUCCCACUCAAGGUGAAGAUGUCGCAUAUGGACCCUGUCGGCAUUCUCCUCGUGCUCGGUUCGCUGGUGUGCUUUACUCGUGCGGUCGAGGUGGCUGGCAUCCAUCAGCCGUGGGGUUCGGGUGAAGUCAUCGGCCUCUUUGUUGGCUCUGGCAUCGCCGCUGUAGCCUUCGUGGUAUCCCAGUAUCUACAAGGGGAUCAUGCUCUGCUCGUAUCGCGCCUCGUGAGACAACGCGGCGUGUAUGUGAGCAUGGGCUAUGGUUUCUUCCACGAGGGCGCCUUCGUCCUCCUGCUGUACUACAUUCCCAUCUACUUCCAGGUCGUCGACGGGAUUUCUCCCACCGAGGCGGGCUUCCGCAAUCUCCCCAUGCUCAUCAGCUGCGGCAUCGGUUCGGCCUUGACUGGCCUUCUGGUAUCUCGCUCCGGCUACUACACACCGUUCAUGGUGUGGGCCAGCGCCGGCGGGUGUAUCGGGGCCGGCCUUAUAUAUACCCUCGACGAGACCUCGCCCCCAGCAAAGUGGAUAGGAUACCAGGUUCUGGCCGGGCUCGCUUUCGGAAGCGGGUUGCCGCUUGGCAUUAUAUCAGGCCAGGCGAAUGCCGAGCAGGAAGACAUACCUUCUAGGACAGCCAUGCUUCUGUUCUCCUUUUGCGUUGGUAGCUCAACCUCUUUGGGAACCGGGCAAUCCGUCUUCAGCAACCUGAUUCUGACCAGGCUUCCUGCUCUUGCCCCUGGCGUGGAUCCCAUCACAGUGAUCAACACGGGUGCCACCGACAUUCGCAACGUCUUUCCUGCCGAUGCUGUGCCAGGCAUCGUACAGACUUACUUGUACGCCCUGCGUGCUGUCUUCACCGUAGUCACAGCAUAUGCCGGCGUUGCGGUUAUGUUCGCUAUCAGUAGCAGAUGGGAACGAUUAAAUCUGAAGGGGUGA
Molecule: messenger RNA, 1611 nt
Organism: Diaporthe amygdali
Lineage: Eukaryota; Fungi; Ascomycota; Sordariomycetes; Diaporthales; Diaporthaceae
Product: flatoxin efflux pump
Exons: 6
Coding region: 1-1611 (536 amino acids)
Biological process (GO): transmembrane transport
Molecular function (GO): transmembrane transporter activity
Source: RefSeq, a predicted model, not a curated record